AAACAUAGAACACAGAGAGAGUUUGGUCAAUUCGAAGAACCAGAGUCAAAAAGAACUCGUUGUCGUUCUUCUUCUACGUUCGAGGGUAGCAAGUCUUUUAUAACUUUCUCCGGAGAAUCCCAGGUGCAAAGAAGAAGCUUCACUUACUUCUUACUAGACGAUUUUUUCAACGGGAGAAGAAGAAGCUUGGUGUUAGGAUUUGUUUGACUCUCUUUUUGUUGGUGAUAAAAGAGCCUUUUUCGAAUCCAAAUUCUCAUUUUGAUGUUUGGUGCUUACUAGUUUGUGAAAGGCUGAAAGCCUUAGGGGUUGGAAGAUGAGUGGUUUGGGAAGAACACAUGUUUCAAAUUGGGACUCUAAGGAAGACUCACACCAUCAUCAUUCUAGCUUAACUGCAAGCUCAGGUGCUUAUUACCGCGACAAAGAGUCUGAGCCUGUCCGCUUCAAUUCAGAGAGUAAUGGUUCUAGGAGGUCUGGUGCUGAGACCAACCAGCAUCCGGGCGAAGCUAGGAGUAGAAGCAUAGUUUCACAGAGCAAUGAUAAUAGCUAUGAUUCUGAACGAGAUGAUACUAGGCAACAAAUUUUCCCUAGGAAUGGAAGUAGAAGUAAUAGCAUGAGUAGAAGCCGUAGCAGAAGCCCAGUCUACAGAGGUAAACACAAGACCAGAACUCUAGUUUCUCCUACACCAAUAAGGGAAUUCAAUAAGAGGGGCAGUGGUCAUCACUUUGAUCAAAGCAACGAUCAUGGUUUGGAGGAUGAUACUAGAAAGCCAAGAAAGACGAAAUAUCACACCGAUGAUUUCAGAGGAGAGGCGAUGAUGACAGGUGCGAGGUUUUCUGUCUAUAAUACCAAGUUUCCCGAGGAUAAUUCGAGAAGGGAGCAUCUACAUGAUAAUGGGUUCUCAGACCCAAGAUUGAGAAGGCACAGAAGCGAAUUUACCGGAGUGAAAGACACUCAAAGGAGGAAUGGUGAUGGUGAAGGACAAUUCCACAGGACUUCCAAUAUCCCGUGCAAGUUUUUGGCUGCAGGAUUCUGUCGUAAUGGAAACUAUUGCAGGUUUUCUCAUCAUGGUGCUGGUAGAAAGCAGCCUCAAGAUAAACAUUUCUAUAGACAGGACAGUAACAAUCAUAAUAAAUGGAAUGAUGUUGAAAGAUUGGAUAAUGGAAGAUUAGGUGGGAUAGAAGUAUCUCGUGCCAGUAAGGGAGUUUCUGAACCUAACAGGAACAGUAGUAGCUGGAUUGAUGACAUGGAGAUGUCUCCUGAUUGGAAUUAUGGAGUUCAAUCUUUAAAGAACCCUGUGAAGGAAGAGCAUAGUGUUGGCAUUAUUGGUCAGAGUUCACAGUCUCAAGUUCUUAAAGGUGGUUUGGUGAGUCAUAAUGAGCAGAGUAGUGGUAUGUUUUCACAUGGUGGCAAAACUAUGGUUGAGAAACCUAUAGCUGCUUCACAUCAGAGUUAUAGUCACCCAGUGAACGUCACUCCAGUUCAAGCUUUCAGUCAGAACCAUAAUGUAUUGCCGUACCAAAGCUCACUAACUGCUGGAGGGAGUCAACAAGUGCUAGCUACUGCUGCUGCAGAUCUCUCAGUAGGCUCGAACUUGAGCAAUGUUGAGAGUGGAAAAGUAUAUCAAAACAAUCAUCAAUCAACGGUGGAGAGACCUGUUUUGGUCCAAAAUACCGUGAGUAAGGAACAACUUGAUAAGAUCACCAGCAUUUCAGCAACUAUAGCGCAGUUUCUUGCAAAUGGGGAGCCCAUUCCAGAGCUUGUGAAGGCAUUGCAGAUGCCUCUGCAUUCAGAAUCUUCCAUGGAUAUUCAACCAAAUCAGGCUACUACUACGGUGCAUAGUCAAAGUAAUGUAAUGAGUAGUAAUCCGAAUCAGCUAUGUGGACUAGGGAUGAACAUUGGCGCUGGAGGAGUCCCAGUGGUUACUGCAUCGCAGGUAAACAAUGUCAGUGGGAUUCAGGAUCUUACGCUAAAUCCCAAGGGUUGUGAGGAAAACCGAAACAAAAAGACUCAUGAAUCUAGCAAAGAAGAAGAGGGUAAGAAAACUGGAGAAGACACCAAUGAUGCUGAGAAUAUUGUAGAUGAAGAUGAAGAUGAUGUAGGAAGUGACAAAGAAAACAAGAAAGGGAUAGAUCCGAAAGAAAUGCGAGCGUUUAAGUUUGCGCUUGUUGAGGUUGUAAAGGAGCUUCUAAAUCCAACCUGGAAAGAAGGUAAGAUGGACAAAGAUGGUUACAAAAACAUAGUGAAGAAGGUAGUUGAGAAAGUGACUGUUACAAUGCAAAGUGGAAGCGUUCCUCAAACACAGGAAAAUAUUGACCAUUAUCUAUCUGCUUCAAAACCAAAACUUACCAAGCUCGUGCAGGCAUAUAUCAGCAAAAUCAAGAAGACCUAAAAACUGAAUAGGAUUCCCAUAUUAUCUUAAUACAGUUCCAUUCUUUCCACCAUUGGAUAAUGUUGUCAACUUUAUUCUUACCUGCUUAAUCUUUAGAGGAAGAUGAAAAGAUCUGGUGAGGCUUUGUUGUCCCCAUUAAUGUCAGUGGUGUACAUACCUAGAGAUUUUGUCCCAAAUUUUUCAUUUUUUUACUACAGCCUGAUAGACCAAUUUUAGAACCUUCA
Molecule: messenger RNA, 2613 nt
Organism: Capsella rubella
Lineage: Eukaryota; Viridiplantae; Streptophyta; Magnoliopsida; Brassicales; Brassicaceae
Product: zinc finger CCCH domain-containing protein 38
Exons: 4
Coding region: 314-2389 (691 amino acids)
Molecular function (GO): metal ion binding
Source: RefSeq, a predicted model, not a curated record